Eriocheir sinensis (Chinese mitten crab) is the source of this 5428-nucleotide messenger RNA. Its product is annotated as putative neural-cadherin 2. Gene Ontology annotation, biological process: homophilic cell-cell adhesion. Gene Ontology annotation, cellular component: plasma membrane; catenin complex. Gene Ontology annotation, molecular function: cadherin binding; calcium ion binding. NCBI's taxonomy places the organism in Eukaryota, Metazoa, Arthropoda, Malacostraca, Decapoda, Varunidae. The record is from RefSeq and is a predicted model, not a curated record.
AUGCUUCAGGGGCCAUGUGUAGAUCCCUUUGAUAUCUCCGAAGCAUCCACAAAGUUGAUCAACAUAGCUACAGCAGCAGUUGCACCAGAUGCCAUAGAGAAAAAUCUCUGUAGUGCACUUGACAAGGGCACCACCAUGGCUGAUAACGUUGUCUCUAACCUGGCAUCUGACAACCCAAAGAGCUUCUAUGCACCCAUACCUCGGUCAAACAUCAAGACCAUGCAAGAGAUGAAAAAAAAAGUCAAAAUCAAGUCAAAGACUGUGUCUAUCAAGGGUGAAACCAUGUAUGUUCGCCUAUUAGCAGUCAAUGCCGUCAAGAAGGUCCCACUUCAAAGGGUGAUGGCAUUUGAAAAUGCCCCUGUGCCCAUGAGCAUCUUCAAUGAUGAUGGUACAAUGGUAACAUGUGAAAAAUCAGACACCAUGCAUAAGCUUGAAGAACUGAUUCCGGGAGACAAAAUCACCAGCCUGGACAAGCAUGUUGAUGCUGUGAUAUACGAUGGCCAUGCUGUCAUCCAGUCGCUGCCUGCUCCCUCUACCACACUGCCCAUCACUUUCAGAGAUAUGGCGCCUGUGGCCCAGGUGCUGGCGCGGGACAACGGACCUCAGGAGGCGGCGGCCACGCAGCUCACCUACUCGCUGCUCAAGAACGUGGUGGACGAGGCCAGCGGGCGGCAGCUGUUCGCUGUGGACGGCCGCACGGGGCUCGUCACCACGGCGCUCUGCUGCCUCGACAGGGAGCGGGCGGCGCGAUACACGCUCACGGCGGCGGCGACGGACGGCGGGGGGCUCAAGGCCACGGGCACGGUGCUGGUGGAGGUGACGGACGUAAACGACACGCCGCCGAGGUUCGCGCGUCGCUCCUGGCAACUCUACGUGCGCGAGAACCAGCCGAGGGACGCACCGCUGGCCGGCCUGCCCGUGACGGACCGCGACGCCCGCACCACGCUGGCCUUCGCGGUGGUGCCGGAGAGCGGUCGGGGGUGGCAGCUGUUCAGUGUGGAGGCCGGGGGGGGCGAGGGGGGCGGGGGGCACGAGGGGGGCGUCCUGAAGGCCCUCGUUCCCCUGGACUACGAGAACCCGGACCACCGCGGGGAGUUCCGCUUCAAGGUGCAGGUCACGGACAAGGCCGUGCAAGGGUGGCAGCAGCAGGGGCGGCAGGGGGGGGCGCAGGGCCACGUGGACGAGACGUGGGUGAGCGUGUGGGUGACGGACGCCAACGACAACACGCCCACGCUGAGCCACGCCCACGCCCACCGCACCCUGCCCGAGGACACGCCCAUGGGGACGCGCCUGGCAGCCUUCCCCGCCCACGACGCCGACAAGGACGGUCGGAGUCGCAUCAGCUACGCCGUGGCCCCGGAGAGUAACCCGCGGGGCAUAUUCAGCGUGGACGGGGCCGGGGCGGUGCUGCUGGCCGGGGCGCUGGACCGGGAGACGCAGGCCGCCCACACGGUGCUGGUGUGGGCGGUGGAUGACGGGGAGCCGCCCAGGACAGCCACCGCCACCCUUACCGUCAACGUGACGGAUGUGAACGACAACGCGCCGUUCCUCCGAGAGCCGCGUGAAGUGACGGUGCAGGAGAACGCGGGGCCCAGGGAGGUGGCGCGGGUCAGGCUGGGGGACCGGGACAGCUGGGGGGAGGGUCACGGCCCCCCCUUCACCCUGGCCCUGGACCCCCGCGCCCCCCCCCACGUGGCCGCAGUGAUACAGGUGACGCAGGAUCCAGGCGGCGACGAGGGGCGGGGCGUGGGCGUGGUGGGCACCCGAGCGUCGCUGGACCGGGAGGCGGGGCGGGUGGUGCUGGUGCCCCUGGUGGUUGGGGACGCAGGGCGGCCCCUCCCCCGCACCGCCACUGUCACCCUCACCCUGCACGUGGGGGACGAGAACGACAACCCCAUGAUGCCCGCCGCCAAGACCGUGGCGGCCCACGCCGCCCCCGGGUCUCCGCCCCCCCAGCCCCCCGUGGUGCCCCUGGGCCGGGUGUACGUGCGGGACCCUGACGACUGGGACGCCGCCUCCAAGCGCUACGCCUGGCGGGGGCCGCCCCACCCCGCCUUCACCCUGGACCCUGCCACGGGGCACCUCACCAUGGGGGCCGCCACGCAGGAGGGGAGGUACGAGUUGGCGUUCAGCGUGAGUGACGAGGCGCAGGGCCAGGUGGGUGUGGAGGCCAACGUGACGGUGGAGGUGCGGGCCGUGAGUGCCAGCGCGGCCGAGGGUGCCACGCCCCUCACACUGGAAGCACCGCCGCGCCAGGUGGUGAGGGAGCAGGGCGGCGAGUCAGUGCUGAGCCGUCUGGUGGAGGCCGCGGGUGUGUGGGUGACGGGGGGCGGCGCGGGGGUGGUGGCGGUGUGUGUGGAGCCGCUGGGGACCGAGCCACACCAGCACACCAGGGUCUGGCUCGCCGCUCCAUCAUCCACACCAUCAUCCACUUCCACUCACUCCAGUUCAUCAUCGUCAUCUUCGUCUUUUUGCGCCUCCUCCUCAUCAUCUCCACCAGGUCACUGUCUCCAAGAUCUCCUCCUUCUUCAUCGGGACAAGCUGAGUGAGGCUGCGGGGGUCUCAGUGACGGAGGUGGGGAUGGGGGCAUGCCCUGAGGGGGCGGCAGCUGGAUGUGCGGGCGGGUGUGUGCUGCGGGUGGGGCUCAGCGAACACUUUGUCUUGGUGGACGCAAACACAUCGUCCAUCGUGGGGCCGCAGCUCAGCCUCCACCCGGCCUGCAGCUGUGGGGUGGCGGCAGCAGAGGAGGGGGAGGAGGAGGAAGCGCAGGGCUGUGUCCAGGGAAGCUGUCUGAAUGGCGGCCGCUGUGUGCGUACGUCCCAGGGUGCAAGGUGCGUCUGCCCCCACCACACCCACGGGUCCAGGUGCAAGAUGCUGGCCAGGCACUUUGACGGGGGCGGGGCAGGUGACGGGGGGCAGGCGUGGGUGUGGGUGCCCCCUGUGCCCCCCUGCCCUGACGUGCACCUCAGCCUGGAGUUCCUGACACACUCCCCCGACGCAACACUCCUCUAUGCUGGCCCUCACAGCCUCCCACCCACGCACUCCACCCAUAGCCACCCACCACCCACACUCCACAAUACAACCCAGUCCCUGCCCACUGCCAGGGACGUCUUGGCCCUUGAGCUGCGGGCUGGCCAGCCGUGGGUGCUGCUGGACCUGGGCGGGGGGCCGGUCAGCCUCAGCCUCAACACCUCCACCCUCGCUGACAACACCUGGCACCGCCUUGACCUGCUCUGGGCCAGGCAGGUGGUGGUGCUGCUGGUGGACCUGUGUUCAGGAGGGAGCCUGGACACCACCACCACCACCUCCACCCCCAACGCAGCCAGCCUGUUGCAGAACCUCACCGCCUCCACCACCUCCCCGCCGCCCACCACCACCCCCUGCCGGGCCUGGGCGAGGUUACCUGAGGGGGCCCAUUACCUGGACACCCCCGGGCCACUGCAGGUGGGGGGCUGGGGGCACCCCCCGCCCCCCCACACUGAGUACGGAUGGCCCAGACCCCUGGUGGAGCACCCCUUCACCGGCUGCAUCAGGAACCUGCGGCUCAACGGGGAGCUUGUUGACCUUGGCCGGGGUCUGCUGGGCCGUCGCGGUGCCCCGGGCUGCCCCGCCGCUGACUGUGCCGCCCAGGGACUCACCUGUGGCCCCCAUGGCAGGUGCGCUGGUUCCCCCGGCAGCCUGCGGUGUGAGUGUGAGGCCGGGUGGGCGGGUGAGGGCUGCUCUGCCCCCACCCGGCCCACAGACUUCCUCCCCCACAGCUACAUCCGCCUGGCCCUCUCCUUCACGCCCCUCGCACACGCCACCUCGCUGCAGCUCAGGUUCCGCACAAGGCAGCAGGACGGGCAGCUGGCGGUGUUGUCGUCCCAGCGUGGCCACGACCGCCUGGUGCUGCAGCUGGUGCACGGCCGCCUGUGUCUGCUGCUGCACACACACCCGCGCCGCCGCCCACGCCCGCUGUGCCUCACCCGGGUGCGGCUCACCGACGGCAGGUGGCACGUCGUCAGGGCCGCCAGGCAUGGCUCCAGCACCUUACUGUCAGCGGACGAAGGUGACGGUGAACUGUACAAUGCCUCCAUACCACUGGGGGACGCUGAGGCCGCCAACACCAGCGCCGCCGCCACACUGCUGCAGGUGGACGGCCAGGUGGGGCUGCACAUCGGCGGCUCACCAGAGUACGCAGGUGUGAGCGUCAUCAAGAUACACGGCGACUACCAUGAUGGCUGUGUGGAUGACGUGCGGGUGUCCGGGCGGGUGGUGCCCCUCCCCCCCGCUCACAACAACACCCAGUGGGGCCAGACCAGCAUGUUCCAGGGGGUGCGGGAUGGCUGUGGCACCCCCCCGGCCUGCACCAACGUCACCUGCAGCCCCCCCCUCACCUGUGUGAACACCUGGCGGGCCUACCACUGCGGGUGUGGGGCAGGCCAGGUGUUGUCAGGUACGCGGGACAGCUGUGUGGAUGAGGAUGAGUGUGCCUGGGAGCCCUGUCUGCACGGCGGCACCUGUGUUAACGAGCCAGCAGGUUUCUUGUGCCGGUGUGCCUCGGGGUUCAGCGGGCGUCACUGUCACCUGAGUGGCCCCACCGACGCCUCCCUCAGGAUAUCCCUCACUGCCACCGUGGCCACCGUCGCCUGGUCCGUCCUGCUCCUGUUGUGUGUUGCAGUGUUGGUGUGCGCCUUUCUGCUCCACCAACACCACCGCCGGGCAGCGCUGCGGCGGGGCGGCUCGGGGCGGGUGAACAGCGACCACCAGUGCACCACAUCCUCCCCCCUGGGCCGGUCACACACCCUGGGGGCCAACGGGCAGCCUGUCUGGACCACUAGGACUGGGGGGGAGCCUGAUGUACUGGAGCUACAAGUCAACCACCAACACUCAGAUGUCUACCACCCAGCAUCCAUCGGGGAGACAGAACUGACUGGGGAGAAGGCCAACAAGAGGAGGAAGGGGAGUGUGAACGGCAUCAAUGGCGGCGGGGAGAAACGAAGAGGAGGAGGUUGUGAUGUAGCUGCCAGAGAUGACCUGAGGAACUACUCUUAUGAGGGUGAAGGGUCAUCGCCCGGCUCUCUGUCCUCCUGCCUGGAGAGCUGUGGGGGCAGUGCGAAGUUCCUGGGUGGGUUCAGGGAGGUGGCCCGGGCCCUGGAGAACUGGGAGGCUCCAAGCGGGCGGUCCACCCACUCCACACCCACCAAGGCCGACCCCUCCCCCUCCACCACCCUCUGCCACCACAACUACCACCAACACCAGUGCCCCCCCUCACCCAUACUAAGCUAUCUCACCCCCUGCCCCCCUUCCCCCUCUGCCCCCUCCCUUACCCAACCCACCACCACCCUCCCACCCCUCCCCCUCCUGCCCCCUAUCCUGCCCUCUGAUGGUGUAAGAGGGUAUCCUGUGCCUGAGUCCUAGUGUAAGUGUAGGAUGUGAUGGAAAUAAA